AUGGAGACCACACCCUUGAAUUCUCAGAAGGAGCUGUCAGCAUGUAAGGAUGGAGAGGAUUGCCAGGAAAAUGGAGUCCUACAGAAGGGUGUCCCUGUCCCAGGGGAUAAAGCAGAGUCCAGCCAAAUAUCUAACGGGUACUCAUCAGUUCCAAACCCUGGUGCAGAAGAUGACAGUCGGCACUCUAUCUCAGCUGCCACCACCACCCUAGUGGCUGAGGUUCAUCAGGGUGAACGGGAGACCUGGGGCAAGAAGAUGGAUUUCCUCCUCUCAGUUAUUGGCUAUGCUGUGGACCUGGGCAACGUCUGGCGCUUUCCCUACAUCUGUUACCAGAAUGGAGGGGGGGCGUUCCUCCUCCCCUACACCAUCAUGGCCAUUUUUGGGGGCAUCCCACUCUUUUACAUGGAGCUCGCUCUGGGUCAGUACCACCGAAAUGGAUGCAUUUCCAUAUGGAGGAAAAUCUGCCCAAUUUUCAAAGGGAUUGGUUACGCCAUCUGCAUCAUUGCCUUUUACAUCGCCUCCUACUACAACACCAUCAUGGCCUGGGCACUCUACUACCUCAUCUCCUCCUUCACGGACCGGCUGCCCUGGACCAGCUGCAAGAACUCCUGGAACACUGGCAACUGCACCAACUACUUCUCCAAGGACAACAUCACCUGGACACUUCACUCCACGUCACCUGCUGAAGAAUUUUACAUGCGCCAUGUCCUACAGAUCCACCGGUCAAAGGGACUCCAGGACCUGGGGGCCAUCAGCUGGCAGCUUGCCCUCUGCAUCAUGCUCAUCUUUACUGUUAUCUACUUCAGCAUCUGGAAAGGCGUCAGAACGUCUGGCAAGGUGGUGUGGGUGACAGCCACCUUCCCUUACAUCAUCCUUUCUAUCCUGCUGGUGAGGGGGGCCACCCUCCCUGGGGCCUGGAGGGGUGUUGUCUUCUACUUGAAACCCAACUGGCAGAAACUCCUGGAGACAGGGGUGUGGGUGGAUGCUGCUGCCCAGAUCUUCUUCUCUCUUGGUCCGGGCUUUGGGGUUCUACUGGCUUUUGCUAGCUACAACAAAUUCAACAACAACUGUUACCAAGAUGCCCUGGUGACCAGUGUGGUGAACUGCAUGACUAGCUUCGUUUCGGGAUUUGUCAUCUUCACGGUGCUUGGGUAUAUGGCUGAGAUGAGGAAUGAAGAUGUGUCUGAGGUGGCCAGAGAUGCAGGCCCCAGCCUCCUCUUCAUCACGUAUGCAGAAGCCAUAGCCAACAUGCCAGCGUCCACUUUCUUUGCCAUCAUUUUCUUCCUGAUGUUGAUCACUCUGGGCUUGGACAGCACGUUUGCAGGCUUGGAGGGGGUGAUCACAGCUGUGCUGGAUGAGUUUCCGCACAUCUGGGCCAAGCGCCGGGAAUGGUUUGUGCUCGCCGUGGUCAUUACCUGCUUCUUUGGAUCCCUGAUUACCCUGACUUUUGGAGGGGCCUACGUGGUGAAGCUGCUGGAGGAGUACGCCACGGGCCCUGCGGUGCUCACCGUCGUGCUCAUAGAAGCCAUUGCUGUGUCUUGGUUCUAUGGCAUCACUCAGUUCUGCAGUGACGUGAAGGAAAUGCUUGGCUUCAGCCCAGGAUGGUUUUGGAGGAUCUGCUGGGUAACCGUCAGUCCUUUGUUUCUCCUGUUCAUCAUUUGCAGCUUUUUGAUGAGCCCACCACAGCUACGACUUUUCCAAUAUAAUUAUCCCCACUGGAGUGUCAUCCUGGGUUACUGCAUAGGAACUUCAUCUUUCAUCUGCAUCCCCACCUAUAUAACUUAUAGGCUGAUCAUCACACCAGGGACAUUUAAAGAGCGUAUUAUUAAAAGUAUUACUCCAGAAACACCCACAGAGGUUCCCUGUGGGGACAUCCGCUUGAAUGCUGUGUAG
This is a messenger RNA of Cynocephalus volans (Philippine flying lemur), 1893 nucleotides long. It is a transcript of the gene SLC6A4, whose product is annotated as solute carrier family 6 member 4. Gene Ontology annotation, molecular function: serotonin:sodium:chloride symporter activity; serotonin binding. The record is from RefSeq and is a predicted model, not a curated record. The coding region runs from base 1 to 1893 and encodes 630 amino acids. NCBI's taxonomy places the organism in Eukaryota, Metazoa, Chordata, Mammalia, Dermoptera, Cynocephalidae. Gene Ontology annotation, biological process: sodium ion transmembrane transport; serotonin uptake. Gene Ontology annotation, cellular component: neuron projection; plasma membrane. The transcript is spliced from 13 exons.